Cinclus cinclus is the source of this 2036-nucleotide messenger RNA. It is a transcript of the gene VIPR1, whose product is annotated as vasoactive intestinal peptide receptor 1. Lineage: Eukaryota; Metazoa; Chordata; Aves; Passeriformes; Cinclidae. Gene Ontology annotation, cellular component: plasma membrane. Gene Ontology annotation, molecular function: vasoactive intestinal polypeptide receptor activity; peptide hormone binding; G protein-coupled peptide receptor activity. The record is from RefSeq and is a predicted model, not a curated record. The transcript is spliced from 12 exons. Gene Ontology annotation, biological process: cell surface receptor signaling pathway; adenylate cyclase-modulating G protein-coupled receptor signaling pathway. Bases 648 to 2036 code for a protein of 462 amino acids.
UUGGAGCAGCCUCAGUUUCUGGCCAAAGCAAUGGUCAAGGUGUCCUCUCCAAGCUGAGAGCACGCUGGUGACAAGGGGACACUGAGAUAUGUGUGAGCUCCCAGCUCCUUUUUUUUUUUUUUUGGAGUAAAAAUCACCACAUCCACAUUUUAGGAUUGAGGCAGCUCAUUAAUUGCACGUUAUGAGACCACAGUUAAUUACCUGUACAUUCGUGGCCACUGUUGUAUUAAAGACACAAUUUGAUCAGGGCUGACUGAGGAGAAACCACUCCAGAGGAAAAGUCUGGUCACUGAGAAUUUCCUGCUUUUUUAGCUCCUUGCUCUUCUAAUGUGCAUCAGGGAUUCUCUCCUUAUUUGAUUUGGGGUUUGUUGUGCUUUGAAUUAUCGUGAGAGCCAGGAGACAGGGAUUAGACCAUGAAGCUCAGAUCCCACAGCUCCUGGCAUGAAUAUUAAAGCUGCUGUCUUCCUGCCCUACAUAGCUGGUGGUGCUGGCUAGCCAGGCAGGGCUUCCAGAGCAUAAAGCAGGAGAAUUGCUCCCGAUCAUCAAAAAAAAAAAGAGAGAAAAAAAAAAUAGGUUGUGGGGUUUUCUAAGGAAAUGGAGGGAAAUGCUGAAGAAACAUAAAAUCAGGCUGGGUGCACAUCUGUGCAAUGGUCCUGGAGAGCUCCAGCCUGCUCCAGGAGGCCAUGAAUCCCCAGGAAUGCCUCCCUGAGGAUGGGCUUUGCUCACUGUCUCCUUCUGUGCCCUCCCUGCAGGCGUCCAGCACGAGGCCAGAGUGCAGCAUCAUGCAGGAGAUCGAGGAGGAGCGCAGCCAGUGCCUGGCAGAGCUGACCUGGGACAACCAGACCUCAGGCUGCAGGAGACAGUGGGACAACAUCACAUGCUGGCCCGAAGCAGAGGUGGGAGAAGUCGUGGUACGGCCAUGCCCCAAGUACUUCAGGUUCCUGACCUCCUUCCUGGGGAAUGUGACCAGGAAUUGUACAAGCCAGGGCUGGUCAGAUGUGUACCCUGCACCCUACACUGUGGCUUGUGGAUAUGAUUCCAACAGCACUCCGGGGGAAGAGCAAACGGCAUUUUAUGGAACGGUGAAGACCGGCUACACCAUCGGCCACACCCUAUCCCUCAUUGCCCUCACGGCUGCCAUGAUCAUUCUGUGUCUCUUCAGAAAACUACACUGUACUCGAAAUUACAUUCACAUGCACCUCUUCAUGUCCUUCAUCAUGAGAGCCAUUGCAGUCUUCAUAAAGGAUGUCAUCCUGUUUGAAAGUGGGGAGUCUGAGCACUGCUUCGUGAGUACAGUGGGCUGCAAGGCCAUGAUGGUUUUUUUCCAGUACUGUGUCAUGGCCAACUUCUUCUGGCUGCUGGUGGAGGGGUUGUACCUUCACACCCUGCUGGUGAUCUCCUUCUUCUCAGAGAGGAAGUACUUCUGGUGGUACAUCCUGAUCGGCUGGGGUGCCCCCUCCGUGUUCAUCACUGCCUGGACUAUAGUCAGGAUUUACUUUUUUGAUGUUGGGUGCUGGGAGGAAAUAGUGGAAUCCCCAUUCUGGUGGAUCAUUAAAACUCCUAUUUUGGUGUCUAUUUUGGUGAACUUCAUCCUCUUCAUCUGCAUCAUCCGUAUCUUAGUCCAGAAGCUGCAUUCCCCAGAUGUUGGGCACAACGAAACCAGCCAAUAUUCGAGGCUGGCCAAGUCCACUCUGCUGCUGAUCCCUCUCUUUGGCAUUCACUACAUCAUGUUUGCUUUCUUCCCCGACAAUUUCAAAGCAGAAGUGAAGCUGGUCUUUGAGCUCGUGGUUGGGUCAUUCCAGGGAUUUGUGGUGGCUGUUCUGUACUGCUUUCUCAAUGGAGAGGUGCAAGCUGAGCUCAAGAGGAAGUGGCGGAGGUGGCACCUGGAGAGGUUCCUGGGCUCGGACAUGAAGUACCACCACCCUUCCCUGGGCAGCAACGGCACCAACUUCAGCACCCAGAUCUCCAUGCUGACCAAGUGCUCGCCCAAGACUCGCCGCUGCUCCGGCUUCCAGGCUGAGUUCUCUCUGGUGUGA